Messenger RNA from Jatropha curcas, 723 nucleotides. RefSeq lists its product as uncharacterized. Lineage: Eukaryota; Viridiplantae; Streptophyta; Magnoliopsida; Malpighiales; Euphorbiaceae. The record is from RefSeq and is a predicted model, not a curated record.
AAUGCCAAAGCUAUAGUUAAUUCCAUAUCUCUUUUUCUUUCCUCUCUUUGUCAAUUGAAGCAUAUUGUGCUUCGGUCAUCAUCAAAAAUCUAUGAAUUGUGAGACAAACAAUGUUCUGAUGCCAUGUUCUUCUCCUUCCGGUGAAAGGCCUGCCAUUACUAAUCCACGAAGUUCUCCUGAAUCCGGAUCUGAAAUUACUGAAGAUGAUUUCUUCAGUGUCAAAGGAGGUUUCUCUAGAUCUUGCAGCAAUGCUUCAAGCUGCGGAGACAGCUAUAGUACAUGUCCUCCAUUAAAAGAAGAAGGUGCUUCUCCUUCUCCAAGAGAAGAGAAAAAGAAACUAGCUCAGCUGUUUGAAGAUGCCUACUGGAUUAACCAAGUUGAUAAUAACACAAAAUUAGUUGACCUUCUUCAAGAUGAAUGUUGUAGUAAGGAAUUUGCUUCUGUCCAUUUAACUGAUCUUGCUACAACUACAAGUACUACUCCAAGCACAGAGAACACAAAUCUGAAGUCCAAACAAGAAAAUACUAAUCACUGUUGCUUUCCAAGAAAGAAGGAAAUACAGUAGUUCAUGCUAAUACCAAAAAGUGAAGAUUUGAAUCCCUUAUUUGUUGUUGCAAUGAAGGAGUGAAUUUUUUUCUCCAAUACAAUGUACGAAUUAUAGCUAUGAUGAAAGGAGAAAACUAUUCUCAUUAUUUAACAAAACAAAUAAUUAAUCUUUAAAAA